UGACAGACAGUGUUGUUCACAACAAACCCGUCGUUUCCAUCAACUCUUCGCACAUCUCAGCCAUGGAUUCAAUCCCGAAGUUUACGUCAAAGACACGGACGAGUACUUUGGAUAAGUCUCUCCCCAAAGCUAAGUCCGAAAUCAACAUAAGUAUCUACGCUCUACUCAUGAGUGAAAUGGUGCAGUACUGCCAGAAUAGGGUCUAUACUGUUCCCGAACUGCAGACCAGAUUGUCGGAAAUGGGUUAUAGAGUCGGACAACGAGUCAUGGAUUCGAUGGCUAUUCGCGAGAAGAACUUCAAGAGAGAGACGCGAAUCAUCAAUAUGUUG
Oppiella nova is the source of this 329-nucleotide messenger RNA. The record is from the annotation of a GenBank genome assembly. NCBI's taxonomy places the organism in Eukaryota, Metazoa, Arthropoda, Arachnida, Sarcoptiformes, Oppiidae.